Molecule: messenger RNA, 2198 nt
Organism: Amphimedon queenslandica
Lineage: Eukaryota; Metazoa; Porifera; Demospongiae; Haplosclerida; Niphatidae
Product: pseudouridine-metabolizing bifunctional protein C1861.05-like
Exons: 17
Coding region: 47-2095 (682 amino acids)
Cellular component (GO): cytoplasm
Molecular function (GO): hydrolase activity, acting on glycosyl bonds; kinase activity; pseudouridylate synthase activity
Source: RefSeq, a predicted model, not a curated record
UUAUAACUUAAAAGGAGGAGGGACGCCCACGUCCACGUGGAGUAGAAUGUUGUCCAGUUUCCUACAGAGAACAGUUUUUCACAGUAUAAGGAGAGGAGCUAGCAGUAGAGGAAGAUUUAGAAAUUUUAUCAAUAUCAGUCCUGAAGUCAAGGAGGCUCUGCAUUGUGGGAAACCAGUGGUUGCCUUGGAAACAACAAUACUCACUCAUGGAAUGCCAUAUCCUCAUAAUAGAGAAACGGCACUAGUGGUUGAAGAAAUUGUUAGGAGUCAUUCUGUUGUCCCAGCAACCAUAGGCGUCAUUGACGGAAAGAUUCAUGUUGGCUUGACGAGUUCUCAGUUGGACCAACUAGCUGAUCCAGAGGAACCAAAAGUCAAAAUAUCUUGUAGAGACCUUCCGGUUGCUUGCAGUAAGGGAUUAUCUGGUGGUACUACUGUCUCUGGUACAUUAUUCAUUGCUAACAGUGUCAAUAUUAAGAUAUUUGUUACUGGAGGAAUGGGAGGAGUUCAUCGCCACGGAAACAUAAGUUUUGAUAUCAGCUCUGAUUUAACUCAGCUAUCUCGUACUCCAGUGGGUGUGGUCUCGUCUGGAAUCAAAUCAAUACUUGAUAUCCCUCGUACACUUGAAUUAUUGGAGACAUUAGGGAUCACUGUAGUAACUUUUGGACCAUCAAAAGAGUUCCCGGCAUUUUUUACGCCCAAAAGCGGUUGCUAUGUUGACAAUAACAUGGAAACUCCAUUAGAUUGUGCUAGACUAUUAGACGCUAAUGCAAGACAGGAGACUAAUAGUGGUCUACUAAUAGCUGUUCCCAUUCCAACGGAUGUGGCUUGUGAAGGCCUGGCAGUAGAAGAUGCUAUACAAGUGGCUUUGAAAGAAGCAGAUACUAGUAAUGUAACUGGUAAGGAAGUGACUCCAUUUAUACUUAAAAGAGUUAACGAAUUGACAAAGGGAGAAUCACUAAAAGCCAAUAUUGCAUUGAUAAAGAACAAUGCUUCUGUUGGUAGUAAGAUUGCCAACGAGCUAUCCCAAUUACGACAAUAUCCUUGUGAAACUCGACACUUUAUUCCGCCCAUGCAAAAUUUAACCACACCCAGUAAUUAUCAACCGGUCAUUGUUGGUGGGAGUAUUAUUGAUAUUGUUGUUAAAGCUAAGACCACACCCAUUACUAGGGAGGGUACUAUCCCUGGAUCAUUGUGGAGCUGUGAUGGAGGAGUUGGUAGGAACAUUGCAGAGUAUCUAGCAAGAAGAGACUGUAAUCCUUUACUGGUGUCUGUUGUUGGAGAGGAUGAAAAUGGAGGAAAAAUCAAGAGGCGUUUGACAGAAUUAAAAAUGUCAACAAGAGGUAUCCUGGUGAAAGAGGGAGCUUCCACUGCCUCUUACUGUGUUGUUCUUGAGGAAUCAGGUGAAGUUCACUGUGGCAUAGGAGACCUUGAAAUUAACAAACACUUGACAGUUGAUUGGGUGAAGCAGUUCUCUACUGUUCCCCCGUCAUUCCUUUGCUUUGAUGCUAAUAUUCCAAUUCAUGUCAUCACAUAUAUCUGUAAUACCUUCUCUCAAUACAAUACACCAAUAUGGUUUGAGCCAACUUGUGUUCGUAAUUCAGUCAAACCUAUUACAAGCGGAGUCAUUGAUAAGAUUACUUAUGCAUCUCCUAAUCUCUCCGAACUUCAUUGCAUGCACAAUUCAUUAGUUGAGAAUGAGAAGCAGGCACCUCCACUGAAUGUAUCCAAUCUUGAAGACAUUAUUAAUACGGUCCUUUCUCUCUCCGACCCUCUCCUUUAUAAUGGCAUGCAGAAUCUUCUGGUGACCCUUGGUACCCACGGUCUCAUGUAUGUCACAAAAGACGAGGCCCUUCUCUACCCCUCUGCCCCCUCUGGUUAUCCAGUCAGUAUACUUAAUGUCUCUGGAGCUGGAGACUGUCUUGUUGGUGGCGUUAUUUCUAGUCUGUUGGAAGGUCACUCGAUCGAUGCAUCGAUUAAAAUCGGUUUGCUGUCAGCUCACACUUCAUUAAGAUCCUCUGAGACGGUAGCGAUACCUAAUCAAACUGACUUUGGUGACUGGAUGAAAGUGGAAUCAAUCAUUUGUAAAAGAAAAUAAUGAAAUUUUUAUCAUUAAAAUUAUAUUUUUCGUUGUACGUGUAUUACUUAGUCAAAAUAUUAAAUUAUAAAAAUAUUAACAGAGUCCAUCAACUCUUCCCUCA